UGCGCCGCUGCCGAAACCCGGGAGCUGAAGGCGGCUUUGAAGAGGGAACGGCAGCUCCUGGCAGAGCGGAUCCAGUCCGAGUGGGAGCAGCGACAGGCUCAGGAGGUGCGGCGGCUGCAGGAGCUGAACCAGCGGCUGCGGGCGGCAGAGACCCGGCAGCUGCUGCGCUGGAAGGAGGCUGAGCUCCGCGAGGGCCAGGAGCUGCUGCGGCAGGAGCGCACCGCUGCUGCUCACCAGGCACGGGACCUGCAGCGGCAGCUGACCGAGGAGAUGGUGAGGCCCACCAGGAGCAGCAGGGAGGCCCAAAGCAAGCUCCAGGACGUCCUCAGCAAGCUGCCCUGGGAGACAGACGGAGACCAGCCUGCUCGCAUCCGCUUCCUCCGGAACCAGCUGCAGCUGGAGAGGAGACUCUUCCUCGAGCACAUCCU
Messenger RNA from Antrostomus carolinensis (chuck-will's-widow), 428 nucleotides. Its product is annotated as RIMS-binding protein 3-like. The record is from RefSeq and is a predicted model, not a curated record. The transcript has a single exon. The annotation marks the transcript as partial. NCBI's taxonomy places the organism in Eukaryota, Metazoa, Chordata, Aves, Caprimulgiformes, Caprimulgidae.